Amphiprion ocellaris (clown anemonefish) is the source of this 10188-nucleotide messenger RNA. RefSeq names its product assembly factor for spindle microtubules (gene aspm). The record is from RefSeq and is a predicted model, not a curated record. Gene Ontology annotation, molecular function: protein binding. The transcript is spliced from 26 exons. The coding region runs from base 138 to 10061 and encodes 3307 amino acids. NCBI's taxonomy places the organism in Eukaryota, Metazoa, Chordata, Actinopteri, Pomacentridae.
GGAAGCGUGUUUAACGUUUGUUAGCAGACUGCUAUCAGCGGUGAGUAAACCGUUUAUACGGAUAGAGAGGUAUUUUAAACGACCAACGCGAACAACAUGACACGUAGCUAGCGAGUAGACUGCGAAUUUAAUGUAAAAUGGCUGAAACGGUAAGUUCAGCACGAAGAGGACGCAUGGACUUCAGCCCAGUAAGGAGACACGACUCGAACAAGGAGAAUGAUGUUCCCGUUUUGAGUUUGAUCCAGUUUUCAAAGGCUCCUUUUGUGACCUUCGGGACAGUAAAGUUGGGCACCUCCAGGUCGGCUGUUCUGCGGAUAGAGAACCCCACAGUGGACGGAGAUGCGGAGGUUAUUAUUGAAAAGAUCCCAUCUAGUAAAGGCUUUUCUGUGGACUACAACACGUUCACGAUCCAGCCUGAGGGCUCAUUCAGUCUGACAGUGACCUGGACUCCGACAGAAGAAGGUGGGAUCAGAGAGCUCAUCAUCUUCAAUGCCAAUGGGAUCCUCAAGCACCAGGCUGUUCUGCUGGGAAGAGCAGAGGCUCCGAAAAAGAAAAAGAAGAGCUUAUGGGACACAAUCAAAAGCAAAAGAGGGGGUGAAGAAGGGGCUGCGCCGAGCAGAAAGAAAUCCAAACCCCCACUGAAGAUGGCAGCCAAUAAAACAUUCCAAGUGUCCCGAAAGCCACAGUACAAACGGGACAAACCACGCAGCCCGCUUGCUUCGCUUAACGAGGAAAAGGUUGUCAGAGAGAGGUCCCUUACCAAGCACAGCCCCAGUGAUGGUUGCUGCCUGACAUCAGAGGAGCUCAAGGCCUUAAAUCCCAACCAAAGCCAGCAGCCUCUGGUGUUGUCAGACCAGGAGAAUAUCUGUCAGAAGAACUCUCCUCACGUCAUGCUCGUCCCUACUGCAAAGCUGAUGGACUCUGGAAACACGUCUGCUUGUUCAGACAACCUGGCAGGAAAACCUGAUAACAAAGAUCUCGCUAAGUUGCUUAACAGGACGCUAUCACCUAUCGGGACACCGGAGAGGUUUAAGAAGCUGAUGCCUCAUAUUCAUUCCGAGAGCCCACCUCUUGCUGCUCCUCAUGUUGACAGUGUAUCUUACAAAGCCUCUGCUCUGUCUUUGAAGGAUGCGCUGAUGCUCAUUGACUCUGAUCUGAUCUCCUUUAACACCAGUCCCCGAGACGCUAAUUUGAGCUGUGACUUUUCAGAUUCACUGGAAUCCCUGAGCGAAAAGCAAAACCCCGGACCUCACACAAAUGUCCUCAAAUCAAUACACGGUAGCCCGGAGCUGUGCAAGCCCAACGAGCCAAGACUGACCUUCUUUGUCAGCAAAAAGGUUGUUGUGAAUGAGGUUGUUGGUUCAGAGGCCGAUAAGGCGAAAGAAAAUGUAAAAAAGCCCUCGUUCUGCUCCGCCACGGUGACCAAGAGCAAAGCACCAGCGGAGGCAAACAGUUCGAGUGGAAGGAAAAUCAAGAAAUCACGGCGACGGCUCUUAGAGAAGACACUUGAGAUGGCUGAUGGCAGCAGUCAGUGUGAGUCUGGACGAGGCACUCCAACCCUCCCUGUGAUAGAGCCGGACAGAGCAGCCACACUGUGUGAUGACGGCCAUCGAGCCCCAGAGUUUACCUCCUGCAGCCCGUCUCCAAGGCCCGACGCCUCGCCCGCUCCCAUCACCUUCCCCGUCUCCUCCCUUCCACCCAUCGCUCCUUCUCGCUUCUCUUUCUCCGUCGCUUCUCUGCCUGCUUCAGAUCCGACUCCCAUCGCUUUUACCCUCACGUCUCCAUCACCUGUGGGCUCAUCCUCUCCUCUCCACUUGUCAAACUCUAGUCUGUGCAAGCAGUCCCCAACAGUUUUACCACCUCCUCCCAUUCAGGAAGAAUUGUUUCCCAUUCAUGUGGUGGGAAAGAGCAAGAAGAGGAAGAGUGAGGAGUAUUUGAGAAAGAAUUACAAGACUGAGGAUGCUGGGAAAACUGAGCCGGUCAAAAGGAGCAGGGUGGUAACUAGAAGAACCGAGCCCUCGAGACCAGUACAGGAGAAGAGAGGUGUAUCACAGCGGCAGAGAACAGCAGGCCCAGCAUCCUCAGUGACCACAUCUUCUCUAAAGACUACAAGGUCUGCAGUUCCUGCUCAGGCUAAGCAACUGAGCUCCAAAGCCAUCUCACGAGGUGCUGCAUCUCGGAAAACAUCUGCUGCUCCAUCUGUGAAGACGGCAAAAGUAGUCGCCGUAGCGCAGUCGAAGCUGACGUUUAUUAAACCGGCUCAAACAGCUUUACCACGACAUCCCAUGCCGUUUGCUGCCAAGAACAUGUUCUAUGAUGAGAGAUGGAUCGAGAAGCAGGAGAGGGGAUUCACAUGGUGGAUCAACUACGUUCUCACCCCAGAUGACUUUAAAGUGAACACUGAAGUCACUAAAGUGAGUGCCGUGUCUCUUGCCAUGGGCAGCGAUGACAACUUCAGUGUGCCUAAAGCUCCCACCAAAGAGGAGAUGUCUUUCAGCACCUACACGGCCAGACGGAAGCUAAACCGCCUCCGUCGUUCUGCCUGCCAGUUGUUCACAUCCGAAGCCAUGGUCAAGGCUAUUCAGAGGCUAGAGCUGGAGGUGGAGGCCAGACGGCUGCUUGUCAGGAAAGACCGCCACCUUUGGAAGGACAUCGGUGAACGCAAAAAAGUCCUCAGCUGGCUGCUUUCAUACAACCCGCUGUGGCUGCGGAUCGGCCUCGAGACGAUCUACGGUGAGCUGAUCUCUCUGGAGAGCAACAGCGAUGCUCUGGGUCUGGCUAUGUUCAUCCUCCAGCGGCUGCUCUGGAACCCAGACAUCGCUGCUGAGUUCAGGCACCCCAGAGUGCCUCACCUCUACAAAGACGGCCACGAGGAGGCGCUGUCCCGCUUCACUCUAAAGAAGCUGCUCCUGCUAGUGUGUUUCCUGGACAAAGCCAAAGAGUCCAGACUGAUUGAACACGACCCCUGUCUGUUCUGUGUGGACGCAGAGUUCAAGGCGAGUAAAGACCUGCUGCUGGCCUUCUCGAGGGAUUUCCUGAGCGGAGAGGGUAUCCUCCCCCGGCACCUGGGCUACCUUGGGUUACCAGUCUCCCACGUCCAGAGGCCUCUGGACGAGUUCAACUUCGCUGUGAAAAAUUUGGCAGUCGACUUGAAAUGCGGCAUCCGUCUAGUGCGUGUGAUGGAGCUCCUCGUCCAGGACUGGAGUUUAUCAGCGAAGCUCCGUCUGCCGGCCAUCAGCCGCCUGCAGAAGGUCCACAACGUCGACGUCGCUCUGCACGUGCUCAGAAGCAAAGGAAUCGACCUCAAGGAUGAACACGGCGCCACCAUUGACUCGAGAGAUGUUGUGGAUGGACACAGAGAAAAGACACUGAGCCUCCUGUGGAAAAUCAUCUUUGCAUUUCAUGUGGAGGUGAUUCUGGAUGAGGAUCAGCUCAGGGACGAGAUCGGCUUCCUGAAGAGAACCCUGAGGACCAAACGGAGCCUGGCGUCUCUGAGGACCGAUCGGGGCCUUCAGCUGAGUCCGGCAAUGACCAAGGUGCCGUAUGAACACAGCAGCACCAAGGUUACCCUGCUGAUGGACUGGGUCCGCUCUGUGUGUGACUUCUACAACCUCAAGGUGGAGAACUUCACCGUGACGUUCUCGGAUGGCCGCGUCCUCUGCUAUCUUAUCCACCACUACCACCCCAGUCUCCUGCCAGAGGCGUCCGUCAGUCACAGCACCACUCAGACUGUCGAGUGCUCACCGAGGGGCCGACUGGAGCUCAGCUGCUCAGCCAGCGACUCCGACAGCUCCUUUGACUCCAUGCCGACAGGCCCGAACGGGCUAGAUUCUCCAUCACUGAAGUUUAAAGAGCUCCUGGAUAAUGAGAAAAACAACUUCAAACUGGUCAACAGUGCUGUGGCGUUCCUGGGCGGAGUUCCUGCCAUGAUCAACCCAGCUGACAUGUCCAACACCAUUCCCAACGAGAAGGUUGUGAUGUCCUACCUGUCCUUCUUGUGUGCUCGUCUGCUGGACCUGCGGAAUGAAACCAGAGCAGCUCGGGUCAUACAGGGCGCCUGGAGGAAAUACAGACUAAAGAAAGAUCUACAGCUCUACAAGAAGAGAAACAUGGCUGCGGUGAAAAUCCAGGUGGUGGCAAGGAGGUUUCUCCAGAAGUGCAGAGCUAAGAGGCAGAGUCAAGCUGCUGUUAUCAUUCAGUCAUUCUGGAGGGGCUAUGUAACCCGCAAGAGGCUGAGACUGAAAAAAGAGGCUCAGCUUCGGACGGUGCAGCACGAAGCAGCAACUGUUGUCCAGGCUCAGUGGAGGAUGUUUUCGGCCAUGAGGGAUUACCAACGCCUCAGAUAUUACACCAUUGUUGUCCAGGCACAAUGGCGAAUGAGGAGGGCAACCUCUUCUUAUGGAAAAAUCUACUGGGCGGCAACAGUCAUUCAGAAGUACUCACGAGCAUGGGCUCUUUCAAGAAGAGAUCGGGACCAUUAUGUCUGCCUUAGGACUGCAGCGGUGAAAAUACAGAGAGGGUACAGAAGAUGGAAAGCUCAGAAAACACACAAAGAAAAUCGUGCUGCUGAAGUCAUACAAGCUGCAUUUAAAGAAUGGUACAAGGACAAGAUGGCAAAAAAAUCUGCCGCUGCUGUAAGAAUUCAAUCUUGGUACAGAAUGCACACGUGUCUCUGUAACUACAGAAAGAUCAAGAGCAGUGCUGUGCUCAUUCAAGCCCAGUACAGAGGCCAUGUACAAAGGCGCUGCUUUCGGAUGUUGAAGUUGCAGCACCACUCGGCUGUUGUCAUCCAGAGUGCCUUCAGAGGGCAUGCUGCCAGGAAACAGGAGGCCAAGAUGAGAUGUGCUGCAGUCAUAAUCCAACGCUGGUUCAGGGCCUCUGUGGCAAGAGACACGGAAAGGAACAUGUUUCUGAGGAUGAGACACGCGGCUGUUACCAUACAGGCAACUUAUCGGGGAAAAGUGGCUCGAGAGUCGCUGAAAAAACGACACGAGGCAGCAACAGUAAUCCAGGCAGCUUUUAGGAAAUACGCUGCCCAAAGGCACUACUUUGUCUUGAGAAAAGCUGCAACUGUGAUACAGCAGAGGUACAGAGCCACAGUUUUGGCUCGUAAGACAAAGAAUGAAUAUGAUGGUCUUAGGAAUGCUGCGCUCACUUUACAAGCUAACUGGAGAGGCAGAGCUGACAGGAAGAGGAUAAAACAGCGGCAUCAGUGUGCAACACUGAUACAGGCCUACUAUCGUCAGCACAGAGCACAAACAGAGUACAAAUCCAUGAAGGCAGCAGCUGUAGUCAUACAACAUGCUUACAGAGCCUUUGUGGCUGGAAAGGAGACGAGGAAAGCAUACCUACAAAAGAAAGCAGCAUGUGUUAUUCUCCAAGCUGGAUUCAGAGGCAUGACAGUUAGGACAGAGCUGAAGAAAAAGCACCAGGCAGCGACUGUCAUUCAGUCUUUUAUAAGAAUGUUUUUAUGUAGGAAACAGUAUUUUUUCCUUCAGAGUGCAGCAAUUAUCAUCCAAUGCCGAUACAGAGCUCUUCUACUCUGCAGAGAGCAGCAAAAUGAAUUCAGAAAACUAAAGCAAGCCACCAUAACGAUGCAAGCUGUCUUCCAGGGACUGAGGGUCAGGAAAGACCUAAACAAAAGGCACAAUGCCGCCACAACAAUCCAGGCUCAGAUCAGGAUGCGAAGAAUGCGUUUGGCUUACCUUGCUACCCAGCGUGCUGCAAUUGUUAUACAGCAACGCUACCGGGCUAAAAUGCUCAUGGAUCAACAGAUGCAGAGGUACAGAAGAAUGAAAUGUGCAGCUGUCAUCAUCCAGGCAGUGUACCGUGGCCACCAGGACAGGAGAAAAAUUGCAGAGAUGCACCGAGCCGCGACAUUAAUUCAGAGAAUGUUUCUGACCACCCGAGAUAGAAAGCAGUUCCUAGCUAUCAAGGCAGCAGCUUUGGCCUGUCAGCAGAGGUACAGAGCGGUGAUCCUGGCAAGAAAAGACCGUCUGGACUAUCUGUCAAAGCGCAGCGCAGUCGUUUGUCUGCAGGCAGCCUACAGAGGAUAUGAAGUUAGAAAGCAGCUGCGAAUCGAGCAUAUGGCAGCUGUAACAAUUCAGUCUCACUUCAGAAAGCACCAGCAGAGAACCAACUACAAAAAGCUCCGCUGGGCUUCCUGUGUAUUACAGGCACGUUAUAGAGCUAACAAAAAAAUGAGAACGGAGGUGCACGCCUUAAGAGCCAAAAGAAAUGCUGCUGUUGUCUUACAAGCUGCCUUCCGCGGAAUGAAAUCCAGACGAAUCAUCAAACAAUGGCAUCAGGCUGCCAAUGUUAUCCAGAGAGCUUAUAGGGCCCGCUGCGAAUGCAAGCACUAUUUUACCUUAAAAUCUUCCGUGCUCAGCAUUCAGCGCAGGUAUCGGGCAAAUGUUGCGGCAAAAAAACAAAAGAAACAAUAUGAACAAAUCCGUAAAGCAGCCAUCAUCCUCCAGGCAGCGUACAGAGGGCAGCAGGUCAGAAAGGAGGUUGCUUGUCGCCAUCAGGCCGCCGCUGUGAUCCAAUCUGCAUUCAGAAAACACAAAGAGCAAGCCAAAUUCCAGGCAAUGCGACUGUCUGCCAUUAUCAUCCAGAGACGCUAUAGAGCUCAUGUUCUUCAGAGGAGAGACAGAGAGAACUUCCUGACAAUGAGACGUUCUGUAGUUGUUCUUCAGGCAGCUUUCAGAGGUUGUCGUGUGCGGAACAACAUGACCAAGAUGCACAGGGCAGCUACUGUCAUUCAGGCCAACUUCAAGAGGCACAAACAACAAUCUGCCUUCAGGAGACAACGCUGGGCAGCCUCUGUCUUGCAGCAGAGGUUUAGAGCUCAGAGACAGAGAGACCUUGAGGUGAAACAUUAUGAGGAGGUCAGAAAGUCAGUCGUCAUGCUUCAGGCUGCAUAUCGUGGAAUGAAAUCCAGACGAAACAUCAAACAGAUGCAUCAAGCUGCCAGUGUUGUCCAAAGAGCUUACAGGGCCCACUGCGAACGCAGGCAGUAUGUUCGUCUCAAAUCAUCUGUUCUGGUCCUACAGAGAAGAUAUCGAGCCACUGUAGCAGCAAAGGAGCAGAUGCAUAAAUACCAAAAAAUGUGUAGAGCUGCUAUUGUCCUCCAGGCAGCGUACAGAGGGCAGCAGGUCAGAAAGGAAGUUGGUCAUUGCCAUCAGGCUGCCACUGUGAUCCAAUCUGCAUUCAGAAAAUGCAAAGAGCAAGCCAAAUUCCAGGCAAUGCGACUGUCUGCCAUUAUCAUCCAGAGACGCUAUAGAGCUCAUGUUCUUCAGAGGAGAGACAGAGAGAACUUCCUGACAAUGAGAUGUUCUGUAGUUGUUCUUCAGGCAGCUUUCAGAGGUUGUCGUGUGCGGAACAACAUGACCAAGAUGCACAGGGCAGCUACUGUCAUUCAGGCCAACUUCAAGAGGCACAAACAACAAUCUGCCUUCAGGAGACAACGCUGGGCAGCCUCUGUCUUACAGCAGAGGUUUAGAGCUCAGAGACAGAGAGACCUUGAGGUGAAACGUUAUGAGGAGGUCAGAAAGUCAGUCGUCAUGCUUCAGGCUGCAUAUCGUGGAAUGAAAUCCAGACGAAACAUCAAACAGAUGCAUCAGGCUGCCAUUGUUGUCCAAAGAGCUUACAGGGCCCACUGCGAACGCAGGCAGUAUGUUCGUCUCAAAUCAUCUGUUCUGGUCCUACAGAGAAGAUAUCGAGCCACUGUAGCAGCAAAGGAGCAGAUGCAUAAAUACCAAAAAAUGCGUAGAGCUGCUAUCGUUCUCCAGGCAGUGUUCAGAGGGCAGCAGGUCAGAAAGGAUGUUGCUUGUCGCCAUCAGGCUGCCACUGUGAUCCAAUCUGCAUUCAGAAAACACAAAGAGCAAGCCAAAUUCCAGGCAAUGCGACUGUCUGCCAUUAUCAUCCAGAGACGCUAUAGAGCUCAUGUUCUUCAGAGGAGAGACAGAGAGAACUUCCUGACAAUGAGACGUUCUGUAGUUGUUCUUCAGGCAGCUUUCAGAGGUUGUCGUGUGCGGAACAACAUGACCAAGAUGCACAGGGCAGCUACUGUCAUUCAGGCCAACUUCAAGAGGCACAAACAACAAUCUGCCUUCAGGAGACAACGCUGGGCCACCUCUGUCUUGCAGCAGAGGUUUAGAGCUCAGAGACAGAGAGACCUUGAGGUGAAACGUUAUGAGGAGGUCAGAAAGUCAGUCGUCAUGCUUCAGGCUGCAUAUCGUGGAAUGAAAUCCAGACGAAACAUCAAACAGAUGCAUCGAGCUGCCAGUGUUGUCCAAAGAGCUUACAGGGCCCACUGUCAACGGCAACAGUAUCUGAAAUUGAAAUUGUCCGUCCUGACCAUUCAGCGAAGACAUCGGGCUACUACGGCAGCUAAAGCGCAAAGAACACAGUACCUGGAAAUGUGCAGCGCAGCCAUCAUCCUCCAAGCAGUGUUCAGAGGGCAGCAGGUCAGAAAGGAGGUUGCUUGCCGCCAUCAGGCCGCCACUGUGAUCCAGUCUGCAUUCAGAAAACACAGAGAGCAAAACAGAUUCCAGGCAAUGCGACUCUCUGCCGUUAUCAUCCAGAGACACUAUCGUUCCUGUGUUCUUAAAAGACGACAACAGGAAGAGUUUCUGUUACUGAAACACUCCGCCAUCCAGAUUCAAGCAGCCUUCAGAGGCUGGUGUGUCAGGAGGGACAUCAGCCGACAAAACCGAGCUGCUGUUGUGAUCCAGUCAUACUGGAGAGGUUCAAUGCUGCGGUGGAUCUUCCAGACGAAGAGAGAAGCAGUAGUGAAGCUUCAGCGGAGGGUCCGAGCAGUGCAGCUCGGCAGAGAGGAGAGGAACAAUUACUCCCAAAUGAGGAAAGCUGCCGUCACGCUACAGAAAUGCUGCCGAGGCUGGAUUGCAAGACGGCAGGUACUUGUGGCAGUUCAGGCAGAGAAGAGACUCCGUUUUACAUCUGCAGUUUUCCAUCAUCUCAGCGCCAUAAAGAUCCAACGAGCCCUGAGAGCUCACUGGGCUUUAGAGUCAGCUAAAAGACAGAUCCAUUCUGUCAUCACCAUACAGCGAUGGGUGAGAGCAAGGCAGCAGAGGACACGGUACCUGGAAGACAGGAAGAAGGUGGUUAUAGCUCAGAGAGUAGUCAAAAGCUGGCUAGCUCGUCGGAACAAAGCCGCUUCCAUCAUCCAGCAGGCUGUUCGGAAAUUCCUUCUUCUGAGACGCCAGAAGAAGGUUCAAAGGGCCAUUGUCAAGGCUCAGGCUCUUUGGAGAGGACACCGCUCCCGCCGACUGAAUGACAAUCCCAAGAUAGUGAAGCUGAGGCACCGCUUACGUCAAGUUUCCGCCAGCAUCCGAGAGGAGGACAAACUGUGCAACAAGACAUCUUCUGCGCUCGACUACCUCCUUCGAUACAAACACUUCUCCUACAUCCUAGAGGCCCUGAAAAACCUGGAGACGGCCACCAGGCUGUCCCCAGAGUGCUGUGAGCGGCUGGUUGAGAGCGGAGCCACCAACAUCAUCUUCACUCUGAUCCGCUGCUGCAACAGGAGCGUCCCCUGCAUGGACGUCAUCACCUUCUCCAUCCAGAUCCUCCUCAACCUCUCCAAGUACCAUAAGACCAUUGAGGCGGUGUUUUCGGUGGAAGACUCUGUGGAGACGCUGCUGGACCUGCUGCAGAGAUAUCGGGAGAAAGCAGGAGAUAAAGUGGCAGAAAAAGGGGGAAGCAUCUUCACUAAGGCCUGCUUCCUUGUUGCUCUGCUGCUGCAGGAUAAGCACCGUGCUCAGGAGGUCAUGAAGCUCCCCAAGGUCUUGGAUCGGAUACGCAGUAUUUACCGCCUCACUGCUCGCAAGCACAAGAUGGACGCAGAAAGAACCAUUAUCAAACAGAAAAUUAACGCUUCUAUCAAUGGAAGCUUUUUCGUUUCAGCAACACCUCGUAAAUCCCGCCCUGCGCCAAAAUUUGCCCCGGAUUGGGUCCUGAGAAAGGACAAACUCAAAGACAUCGUGGACCCACUCAGGGCCAUUCAGGUGGUGGCAGACACACUGUCCAUUGUGUUGUAAAUAGAUAAACUUUUACGUUUUUAUUCAUUGUUGUUUUUUUCUUCAGAAAAAAAACAUUUUUUAUGUUGUUUUCAUUACUAAUUGAUUUCCAUGUACAUAAUAAAACAAAUCUGUGUUUUUAAAAGUA